AGUAGGAAAGUAAUCCAUCUACUGUAAGCCAUGACUUCUGGAGUUGCUGUUGACGAGAGUUGUAAUGCUAUGUGGUUGGAGUUCCAUAGUGGCAAAGUAAAAUCAAGAAGAGUUAUCACCUUCCGCGUCAAUGAUAAGUACCAAAAAAUCAUCCCGGAUGCUGACAAAUGGCAGCUACCAAUGCACCACUACAAUGUAAACGAAGCUGCUGUAGAAACGAAAGAAACAAUCAAAGCACUUAAAGAACUCCUCGCUGCAGAGUUGGCUGAUGACAACCAGAAGAAUGAACCGAGAUGGAUAAUUAUGUACUUCGAUUAUGUCGAUAAAAUCGACGGUAGGCUUACCGGAAAAGAAAUCUUGAUAAAAUGGUGCCCUGAUGGAGUGAAAGUGAAGUCUAGAAUGACAUUUGCUUCAUCUUCCAAAGGAUUCGUUGAUGCUCUUGAUGGUUUCAAGGCGUUGGUCGUGCAGGCUGACGAAUUAGAAGAAAUCGACGAUCUCCUCCCACGAUUCGAGAAAGGAUUACUGAAAUAGAGGGUAACGAAGUAACAUCAUGGUUACAUGGCGCCACCUCGACCAGAAUGAUCGGCUUGCGCGUCGUACAUAGAUAUUCUAGUUUUUCAUAUAUAUCUCAAUACGUGAAGAGCCCCUCAUGGUCCUAUCACCUGGUUAUAUAAAAUACAUGUCUUUUCAGCAUGGGAGAGCUCAUUGAUUAGCUUUUGAUUUUUUGUUUUGUAAAGACACGAGGUGGUUAUCUUUUCAACUUUGAACGGAUUGAUUCGGAAAAAUUUGAUAGUGAUUUCAUGUUUUUUUUGUACAAAAUUGCAACACAUGGCCAUCAAGUUAUCAAGUCAUCAAGCUCGUUCAUAUUGAAGUCGAAACGCAAUCCCUAAUAUUUGUUACUUUUUAAAUACAGUUAUAUAAUCUUUUACAAUUUUCGUGCAGCCCUUAGGCCGCGUUGUUUGAUUUUUACUCCGUUUCAAUCUAGAUUAAAAUUACAUGAGUUAUUUUGAUUACAAUAAUAUUGCGAUAACAUUACCAUUAGUUUAUAUAUGUUUCACAAUUUGUUACUAUUCUGAAA
This is a messenger RNA of Bolinopsis microptera, 1078 nucleotides long. RefSeq lists its product as uncharacterized. The record is from RefSeq and is a predicted model, not a curated record. Gene Ontology annotation, molecular function: actin filament binding. Bases 31 to 531 code for a protein of 166 amino acids. Gene Ontology annotation, cellular component: cytoplasm; actin cytoskeleton; actin cortical patch. Lineage: Eukaryota; Metazoa; Ctenophora; Tentaculata; Lobata; Bolinopsidae. Gene Ontology annotation, biological process: actin filament depolymerization; actin filament severing. The transcript has 4 exons.